This is a messenger RNA of Misgurnus anguillicaudatus (oriental weatherfish), 2278 nucleotides long. It is a transcript of the gene dusp19b, whose product is annotated as dual specificity phosphatase 19b. Gene Ontology annotation, biological process: regulation of MAP kinase activity; protein dephosphorylation. Lineage: Eukaryota; Metazoa; Chordata; Actinopteri; Cypriniformes; Cobitidae. Gene Ontology annotation, molecular function: JUN kinase phosphatase activity. The record is from RefSeq and is a predicted model, not a curated record. Gene Ontology annotation, cellular component: cytoplasm.
GACUCCAAUUUUUAGUUCCGCAGAGCGAUCAAGAAGGAGAUCUGGGAAAUGAAUUCACUGGCGCAUGAGAUAGAGGGAUUCUCCAAAGUGCAUUUGAGGAAACAGAGCACCCGUGUGACGACGGUGACGGGGAAGAAACUGUUAGAGACGCGGAACGGUGAUGACUUUCACGUCGCGGAUGAUUUACAACAGGACUGUGACGCGGCUUGUGGGUUUGUACAGGAUCUAAACAUGGAUCUGCAAGUUGGCACCAUCAGACCUUUCCUUUUACUCUCGUCACAGGAUGCUGCUCAUGACAUAGACACUUUAAAGAAAUAUAAGGUAACCCAUGUGCUGAAUGUGGCCUAUGGGGUUGAAAAUGCAUUCCCACAACUCUUCACAUAUAAGACUGUCACCAUAUUAGAUCUUCCAGAGACAGAUAUCACUUCGUACUUUCCUGACUGUUUUGAGUUUAUAAACCAAGCCUCUCAGCAGGGUGGAGUGGUGUUGGUGCACUGUAAUGCCGGUGUGUCUCGCUCUGCUUCUGUUGUCAUUGGUUUCCUCAUGUCCCAGGAGAAGUUAUCAUUUGAAGAGGCAUUCAGUACUGUAAAAUCUGCCAGGCCAUACAUCCAACCAAACCCAGGCUUUAUGAACCAGCUAAAGAAAUACCAUCCAUGAUGCUACACAUGUUAUCUCAGAUUUUAGGCAUUCUGAAUACUUUAUACAUGUGUUUUGGUCAUGUAUACCUUUGUUAAUAAGGUAAUGAGUUGAAUCAGGUGUAUUAGAAAACACCUAGAAUGUGCUAUACAGUAAGAGUCGGACUGAAAACAAUAAAUGCCAACAUAUAUUACAGUUUUUCUAUGUGAUUGGUCUAAAAUGUAUAUUAAAAUUAUUUUAUAUGUAUUUAUUAUAUAUAAAGUAUUGUGCGAAAGUCUUAGGCUAACAUGACAUUAUUAGAUUUGCAAUGGUAUAGUGACCAGAUAUAAUAAUUUUUCAGUAUCUUUAUUAGAAUACAAUCAGAAAAUACAGGAAAUUAUUUUCUGAAAAUUUGUAUGCAAACACUUUAUAAAUUUAUGGGGCGGUUUCCCGGACAGGGAUUAGCUUAAUCCAGGACUAGGCCUUAGUUUAAUUAGGAAAUAUAACUAGUUUUAACAAACAUGCCGGUAACACUUUAGUAUAGGGACCAAUUCUCACUUUUAACUAGUGUCUUAUUAGCUUACAUAUUGGCUGUUUAUUAGUGCUUAUAAAGGACAUAUUUAUGCCUCGUUCUGCAUGACUAUAUUGUACAUCCCUUAACCCAAUCCAAUACCUAAACCUAACGGCUACAACAACUAUCCAAUAAGUGUUCCCCACUGACAUGCCUUACUACAAACAUUACCUGUGUGCAUUUUGAGGCCAAACGAAGGGCACUGAUGUAUUUUAAGAGAUGUAAGUGCAAGUUGUUUUCAAUUUGGACAACUCUUAAAAAUGUUUCAGUCUAGGACUAGUUUAAUCCCUGUCCGGAAAAACCGCCCCAAAGUGUUUGGUUUGAGCUUCACUUACACUUCAGCAAUAGCAGGAACUUCAAGACUCUCUUAUACUUAUUUCUAUUUCUAUGAUUUCAAGACUUCACUUUCCUGAAAAGAGUUUAAGAUGUGCUUAAUGCCAAGAGAGGUCACACUGGUAACACUUUACAAUAAGGUUCAUUAGUUAACAUUAGUUAACUACAUUAAUUAACAUGAACUAAUAAUGAACUGCACUUAUACAGCAUUUAUUCAUCUUUGUUAAUGUUAAAUUCAACAAUUACUAAUACUUUUAUUAAAAUUUUGUUAAUGUUAGUUAAUGCACUGUGAACUAACAUGAACAAGCAAAUAAAGCUUUAUUAAUAUUAACUAACGUUAACAAAGAUUAAUAAAUGCUGUAACAAAUGUAUUGCUCAUGGUUUGUUCAUGUUAGUUAAUACAUUAACUAAUGUUAACUAAUGAACCUUAUUGUAAAGUGUUACCGUCACACUAAAUACUAACAUUUGCCAAAAGAUAUUUUGUUCUGAAGAGGUUUUUUACCUUUUAUAAGGAACUUUUUUCAUUUCUAAUUAAUGGAAAAUGUAUUCAUGCUGUCGCAAUGCUGUUAAUAAAGCGACUUUGGACUUUAUUAAUUUUAAGUAAAUUAUUGGAAAUCUGUAUUGUGAAACAUCUCUUUGAUAUGUCUGAGCUAUUUACAGUAUGCUGUGCGUUUCCACAUUUCAGAAACUGCUCACAUUAGACCAUUUAGUCACAUCUAUUGUGGAAGAUUUUUUAAAAUAAAAAUCCAUAAAAAAUUG